UUAUUACCAACAGUGCUUGGUUAUUGCCAACAAUCCUUGUCUGUUAUUACCAACAAUCCUUGGUUGGCUUCAGAGCCACACACACAUCAGCCCCUUAUGCCCCCCUGGGCACCAGGACCCUGCACCACUCCCUCCCUCCUUCCCAGCAGGGUCCUGCCAGCCCAUUCCCAGCCCCUCUGGGCAUCAGGACUGUUCAGAUCCCACCCUGAACUCCAGCCUGGUGGGACACAUCCCAUCUGUCAUGGGGGGAUCCAGCACCAGGUUGUGCAGCAGGUCCGACCUCCUGCCCUGCUGGUGCCCUUGCACUGUUCCUACUGUUGCCUGGUUUGUGCCACCUUCCCAAACUGAGCCAGUUCCCAGUGUUUUCUCAGCGUUUCUCCUACUCACAACCUGCUGUGCUUCCUCUUUCCUUUUGAGGCCAAGCCAGAGACAGGCUCUCCUGCCACAGAGAGGGCGGCGGGUGGGCUUUGCCUCGUGCAAAUCCUCUUCCCCAAACCACAGCCUGGGUCCCCUCAAAGCAGAGAGGGGGACAGAAGGAGGGGGCUGCAGCCAUCAGUUCCCACUCCUGCAGCUCCUGCACACCCAGGACCCGCUCCCAGGAGGUGCCAUGGAGGGAGAGGUGGAUAAUCAGCAGAAUGUGGUGAAGCUGGUGGCUGUGUUUGAAGAGCACUGCAGGGACAGCAAAUUUGCCUGGAGGGAUAACCAGGCUCCUCACAGCCAGACCACUGCUGCAGCCAGCCAGCCCCAGCAGCUUCCAGCAUCCCCUGCCCGCCGGAGCCUCUCCCCAAGGGCUGCCAGGCUCCAAGGGGAGCAAGAGCAGGAGGAGGAGCAGCAAGGUCAGCAUGGACUCAGCUUCAAAUGCCUCCGUUCUUUGAGACACAAAAUCCGUGAGGACAACUGGAGGAGGCCCCAGGGCCCAGGGCUGGAGCCUGGCAAGGAGGAACCAGAGGAAAAGAAAAUCGCUCUGGAGCUGCUGGAGACAGAGCAGGCUUAUGUCAACCGCCUCCACCUCCUCGACCAGGUGUUCUACACAGAGCUGAUGAAAGAAGCCAAAACUGGAAAGACGGUCCCAGAGGAGGUGGUGAAAAUGAUCUUCUCCAACAUCUCCUCCAUCCACCAGUUUCACUCCGAGUUCUUCCUGCCAGAGCUGCUGAAGCGCAUGGAGGAUUGGAACUGCAACCCCCGGAUUGGGGAUGUGAUCCAGAAACUUGCACCAUUCCUCAAGAUGUAUGGGGAAUACGUGAAGAACUUCGACAAGGCCGUGGAGCUCAUCACUGCCUGGUCAGAGAAAUCCCCGCCCUUCCAGGAGCUCAUUGCUGACAUCCAGAAGAGGAAGGUCUGUGCUAAUCUAACGCUGCAGCACCACAUGCUGGAGCCUGUGCAGAGGAUCCCACGCUACGAACUCCUCCUGAAAGAUUAUGUCCGGAAACUGCCGCCUGAGUCCCCCGACCGGGGCGAUGCCGAGAAGGCCCUGGAGAUGAUCUUUAUGGUGGCCAAGCACUCCAACGCAGCUAUCGCCGAGAUGGAACGGCUGCAGAACCUCUGGGUGGUCUAUCAGCGGCUGGGCCUCGAGGAUGACAUUGUGGAUCCCUCCAACCAGCUGAUCAAGGAGGGACCCAUCCAAAAAGUCUCCACCCGCAACAACAGCACGUCGGAGAAAUCCCAGGGAAGCCCUCAGCUGGGAGCAGGCAGGUGCUCAGCUCCAGCCCAUCCCUCUCCCUGCUCCCAGUUCAACAACAUGCUGCUGUACUGCGUGCCCAAGGUCAUCCAGGUGGGCGCUGAGUUCCAGGUCCGCCUCCGCAUGGACGUGGAUGGCAUGAAGGUGUGGGAGCUGAAGGACGCAGAGUUCCCUCACACCUUCCUGGUGUCGGGAAAGCAGCGGACGCUGCAGCUGCAGGCCAGGUCUGGGGAGGAGAUGGACGCCUGGAUCAAGGCCUUCCAAGAUGCCAUUGACAGGAAGGAGAAGAGAAGUGAGACCUUUAAGACAGCAGUACCUGGACUGGAGACAGACACCCCUGCACUGAAGACAGAGGAGCUGGGCCGCCGAGCUCCGCAGUGGGUGCGGGACAACCUGGUGACGAUGUGCAUGCGCUGCAGGGAGCCCUUCAACGCCAUCACCCGCCGGAGACACCACUGCCGAGCCUGUGGAUACGUGGUGUGUGCUCGCUGCUCUGACUACAAGGCUGAGCUGCAGUACGAUGGGAACCGCCUGAACCGCGUCUGCCAGGAGUGUUACAUCUUCCUAACGGGCCACGCGGUGCUUGAGGACCGGGAGGGGAAGCACAAAGGCAUCCUGGAGAAAGGAGCUGCAGAGGUAUCAAGCAGGAGUUUGCUCUGCAGUUCCCUGCAGCUGCUGGACAAGAACGGCAAGGGGGGGACGCGGGGCUGGUUUGUGAUCCCGCAGGACGAUCCCCUCGUGUUGUACGUCUACGCAGCCCCCCAGGACGUGCGAGCCCACACCUCCAUCCCCCUCCUGGGCUACCAGGUGAAGGACCUGCCCCAGAGCGACUCCCGCCACCUCUUCCAGCUGGCGCAGUCACGGCAGGUCCACACCUUCCUGGCCGACACUGAGGAGCUGAAGCGGCGCUGGAUGAGGGCCAUGGCACGCUCUGCCGCAGGGAUCACACACCCAGAGGAUGAUGAGGAGGAUGCAGACCCCUGUGACAAAGCAGAAUGAGGCCAUUCCCACCCCUGGGCCGCCUGGGGAGUCGCCUCCCCAGCCUGUCCUCGCCGCUGGCUUCAUGCAGACCCCCGACAUCUCCGCGUUUGGGUUUUCAUCAUGACAAGGACAAGCCGGGGGCACAUUUGCCGCCACACGGACAAGCCGGAUUCCCCUUGCCCUCCCUCCUUGCUCUCCGCACUGGACGGAAUGAGGUGGAGGGAUGGGGGGGUUUGGGGAGGCCUCGCCCCUGCAGCCCCUGUGCAGUACCGCCGGUGGCCACGCGAGGGCAGCCCCGCCCCGUCCUUGCUCCAUCCCGGCGCGGGGGAUGCCCGGAGUGGUGGAAUGUGUGGAAUUGGGAUUGCUGGGAUAAAUCCCGCCUGCGACCCGUCUCUGCGGUCCCUGCAGCCUUCUUUGGGGGUGUAUUUUCCAUGGGAUUGUCCCCAUGCCUCCACAUCGCCGUAUCUGUCACCAGCCCUGGUCUGAUGCCCUGCAGGGACCCAGCUUGUGGCUCACCCACACAGCUCAGGGACCCCAGUGCUGGGUUCAGGAUGUCCCCUCCCAGCUUGUCACCACUCCUGGGCUCACACUGCUGCAGUCCCAUGGUGUGGGUGUUCCUCUUUACCACAGACACCCCUCACCUGCAUCACCAAGCCAUUCCACACUCCUGCCCAUACCAGACUUUCCCUUCACCCCCUCCUGUCCACAAGCACUUUCCACCCUUGUACCUCCCUCAGUUACUUGUUUCCUGAAGCAAAACACUCUGGGACAAGGUUGUGUCCACACAGGUGCUGCUGUGAUGCUGAGGAGACACGGGGGAUCCCCUUCUCCAUUGUCAUCAUAACGAGCACCCCUAGUUGUUUCACACAGCACUUUAGGCUGCAGCCCCACAUUUUUCUCUCUGCAUCAUCUUUAGCUCCCCAAGAAUGUUGCCUGGGCAGAAGUUGCCACUUCUGAGCCUGCCAGGGGCUGAAAUGGGACACAGGAAUCCAUGGAGCUGGAGGAGCCCAUAACUCUGGCAGGGAGGGAGGGCUGUCCUUUGCAGGCAGGGGUUGCUGCCUGAGCCUGGACCACACAGCAGCUCCAGCACAGCAACUUUGGGCAGAGCCCAGGGGUGCCACAGACUGAACAGAUCCAUGGAGACAGGGAAGGGAAGGGAGCUGGAGCAGGAUACUGCAAAUGGGGACAUCUCUUGGGGAAAGCAUGUGGAAUAAAGGUGGAUGGGGGGCCUCAGAGAGACAGGAAAAAGCUAUGAGCAUCAUCCUUCCUCCAUCUACCCAGCUCAGCUCAUCCUGGGAAAGGGCAGACCAUGGUGGUUUUAUCUCCUCCAGCUCAAGAGAUCCCAUCAAGGAAGAGGGAGAGGAGCUGGAUGUCAGGGCAAGAGCUCUGCCAAAGCAGUUGCCCCUCAGGGUGCCACCCAGCAUGAGGCUGAGCCCAGAAGAAGCAAACAAUGCAGGGCCUUCCAGGGACACCCCAAAACAGCCCUCGUGGGAAGGGGAAACCCCACCAACACCGGAAAAGCCCUGGAAAAGCUGCUGGGGGGGAAGAGUGAGCAAGGGGAAGCCCACAGGGCUGGCAGGCUCUGCGUGGUGGCCCUUGGUGUGGCGUCACCCCUGUGUC
This is a messenger RNA of Corapipo altera (White-ruffed manakin), 4279 nucleotides long. RefSeq names its product FYVE, RhoGEF and PH domain containing 2 (gene FGD2). Gene Ontology annotation, biological process: cytoskeleton organization; filopodium assembly. The transcript has 16 exons. NCBI's taxonomy places the organism in Eukaryota, Metazoa, Chordata, Aves, Passeriformes, Pipridae. The coding region runs from base 242 to 2677 and encodes 811 amino acids. The record is from RefSeq and is a predicted model, not a curated record. Gene Ontology annotation, molecular function: metal ion binding; guanyl-nucleotide exchange factor activity. Gene Ontology annotation, cellular component: cytoplasm.